Chiroxiphia lanceolata (lance-tailed manakin) is the source of this 1192-nucleotide messenger RNA. It is a transcript of the gene MRPL44, whose product is annotated as mitochondrial ribosomal protein L44. Lineage: Eukaryota; Metazoa; Chordata; Aves; Passeriformes; Pipridae. Gene Ontology annotation, biological process: rRNA processing; regulation of gene expression; primary miRNA processing. Gene Ontology annotation, cellular component: nucleus. The transcript has 4 exons. Gene Ontology annotation, molecular function: double-stranded RNA binding; ribonuclease III activity. The coding region runs from base 16 to 1026 and encodes 336 amino acids. The record is from RefSeq and is a predicted model, not a curated record.
CUGCCCACACCCGCCAUGGCCGCGCGGCUGCUCCUGCGGGCGGCGCGGCCGCUCCUGCCCCCGGCCGGGCCCGGGCGGGGCGCGCUGGGCACCGCGCUGGGCACCGCGCUCGGCGCCGCGUUCAGCUCCGGGCCGCCCCCCGAGAAGAAGCGAUGGCUCCGAGCGUACCUGGAGAUGCAGCGGCUGCAGGCGCCGCCGCAGCGGCGGUCCGAGCAGCCCAACUGGGAUUACCACGCCGAGAUCCAGGCCUUCAGCCACCGCCUGCAGGAGAACUUCUCUCUGGACCUUCUCAAGACGGCGUUUGUCAAUUCCUGCUACAUCGAGAGCGAGGAGGCGAGGCGCCGGCAGCUCGGCGUGGACAAGGACACGGUUGCCCUCAGCCUCCAGGAUAACACCAAACUUGCGGAGCAGGGGCUGCGCUUCGCCCGCGCUUACCUGACACAGUGCUUUGAGGGCGCCUACCCACAUUUACCUGCCAAGGGCGUAGAAGCGCUUGUUAAUUUUCUGACCGGUCAGGAACUGGUCUCGUACGUGGCUAAAAACCUGGCUAUCCAAGACCUCGCGCUUUGCAGGGACUUUCCAGCCCCACCACAAGUGCUGCAGAGGACGUUCCUCGCGGUGAUAGGAGCCCUGCUGGAGAGCAGCGGGUCAGAGAGAACGGGCAUCUUUGUCCGGGACUUCUUAAUUCCCCAGCUGAUCGGAAAAGACCUGUUUGAGAUCUGGGAAGUUGUAAAUCCUAUGGGCUUACUGGUGGAAGAACUGACCAAGAGGAAUAUCUCUGCUCCAGAACCAAGAAUUACCAGGCAGUUGGGAGUCAGCACAGUUCUGCCAGUGUACUUUGUUGGGUUGUACUGUGAUAAGAAGAUUUUAGCUGAAGGCCCUGGGGAGACGCUGCUCGCUGCAGAGGAAGAAGCUGCACGGGUGGCCCUGCGGAAGCUCUACGGGUACACAGAGAACAGGAGACCUUGGGACUACUCAAAACCCAAACAAGGACUGGCAGCUGAAAAGGCAAUCAGCAGUAACUAGAAUGCUAAAAGACAUUUCUGGUUUCUCGUAAGAAUUAAAGGCUUCCAUGCUGAGUGUAGGUGUAUUUAGAAAAGCAAAAUGCAGUUGGUUUUUCUGGUCUUCAGUGCUUGAAACUUUCAAGUCAAGUGCUGUAUUAAAAUGAAUAAAGUCUUUUUGUUUUGCACAA